UUUUGUUCACAAGCUGUUUUAAUGACAACUACGUUUUACCUCUAUAAGAAAAAAAAGCUUACAACAGAGUUUUAGUUUCAUUCAAUUUUUUUGUAUUUCUAAGGGAGUUGAGUUGAGAUAGCUAUUGCCAAUUAAUUAAUUUCUUCACAUACCGUUUGAAGCGUCGCAGUACAAGAACCAGUUACUCUGUUAACUUCGUUUUGAAAAGACAAAUUAAGUGCCAUUUCAAGUAAAACAGUCGACAAACUAAGACUACUUUGAGUUGACAACAUUUAUAAACUAUUAAUCCUGAAAAUUUUAAAAGAACGCUUCAUCAAAUUGAAAGGGAUUCAACACGGACAUCAAGUAUGGACUACAAGGUAAACUAUAUGCUGUUUUCCUUCAAUUAUAUGCUGAAGGGUUUUUGAGAUUAUUCACUCGUGUGUGUUCAUGUUGCUCGCACGUUGAGAUUUCCAAAAGACUUCCAUUUGUGGGGCAAAUCACGCUGGAUUCAACAGCAAAGGCAAUAUCGCGUAAACAGGUUAUUAAAUUCCAUUAGUCGGUCUUAUUUUCAAGGCAGUUCAUUGUGAUUAAGGAGUUCGAUUUGAGAACAAAAGAAAUCAAGGAAUGGGAUUAAGGCGGUUUUGUCUGGAGAAAUGAGCGUAAGUGAGCGACGCUUUCCAAUCUCGAAAAGACGAAAGCAGCUUAUUUUAAAGGAGAUUCCAAACUGCACUGUUAAUUCUAUUUUUUUUAUCUUUGUUUCCAUUUCUACCUAGGAGCCAUGUCAUGGUCUAUUUUGAGUAAUGCUUUUUUUUUUUCUUUUUUUAUAAGGGUUAAAAAGUGAAGGAAGUACGUAAUAAUGAAACAAAAAGGAACAAGAAUAGUGUUUAUGACGGAGAUGGACUACAAAUGACAAAAUUGAAAUAUUUAGUGCACAUUUCUCUGGAGGCGCCAUCCGUGACACAUCGCCGAGACACAUCAAUUUCUUGGUUGGGACAUCCAAAGACCACGAGAACAAUAAGCAUCGAUUUGUAGGCUAAUUAGCGUGGGAAGCCACUACUGAAAAAUUUACUAAACUGCACACAAAAGGACCAUCAACAAAACUAACGAGGAUUGUGUAUGCAGUUUGAAUCAAAAUUAUUCAGGGGGCAGAGUUAUCUGGCCUUUUACUUCAAGAAUUCAGCAGCAAUAACAAAUUCAACCGAGAUUUUUCUGUCCAAUCGUAGACCGCCAGAAUCACGCUAGAAAGCAGAGGCAAUAUCACUCGGAGAAAUGGGAACAAGCUUGAGUACACAUGGCGCAAUAACGCUAAGACUGAAGAAAAGAGACAUAACUACUCAAGCUGCGCCUGAAGAAACUAACAAAGAAAUCGAUCGAGAAGUUUCCAGUUCAGGGGAAAGCGGAGUACAAAAUUCCUCCGGUCACGGGAAAAGUCACUCUCCAAAUAAACACCGUCGAAUCGUUCUCAACGUGUCCGGAUUCCGAUAUAUGACUUACUUGCAAACGUUGGAAAGAUUCCCUACGACUCUCCUAGGAAAUAGAGAGAAAAGGCAACAAUUUUACGACGAGGAGCGAAAUGAGUAUUUCUUUGAUCGAAACAUUCAAGUGUUUGAAUUAAUUUUGUAUUUCUAUCAAUCAAAUGGUCGAUUGGUCUGCCCGCCGGAGCUGGCUCCAGAGAUUCUACUGGAGGAGGUCGAGUUUUUCCAGCUUGGAGAGCUCGCUAUAAAUGCUGUCAAGGAUAUCCUGAACGAAGAUGAACCUCCCGAUAAACCAGUGAUAAUGCCAGAGAAAAAAGCACAGAAGUUUAUAUGGAGAUUAUUUGAAUAUCCUGAUUCGAGCAAAGCAGCGCGUGUGUUAGCAUUGCUGUCUGUUUCAGUAAUAGUGGCAUCUAUAGUCGUUCUGUGCAUAGAAACUCUUCCCCAGUUUAUCGUUCUACCAGAGGAUGACAUUCAUAUAAAUGACACCGCCAAGAUGCAAGAAAUUCGCGAACACAACGACCUAGCGUCAAGGGUGAAAAACGUGUUUGGACAGCUUGAAAUUGCAUUCAUAAGCUGGUUUACCUUUGAAUAUCUUGUGCGAUUGAUGUCUAGUCCGCAGAAAUGGCUGUUCGUUCGUUCUUUCCUAAAUGUAAUUGAUUUACUCGCUAUAUUACCGUUUUAUGUGGAACUAGGGCUCAAGAACAGCAGCGAGCAGAAUUUCUCGCUGGCGUUUCUCCGAAUUCUAAGACUGGUGCGAGUGUUUCGUAUUUUUAAGCUCUCGCGACACUCUAGCGGGCUACAAAUUCUCGGACUAACGUUGAGGAAGAGUUUGCGCGAACUCGGCCUUCUGAUUUUUUUCUUGGCAAUUGGCGUGGUCAUUUUCUCCAGCAUGGUUUAUUACGCAGAAAAUGGCGACGAAGAAACCUUAUUCACAAGUAUCCCGGAUGCCUUCUGGUGGGCUCUAGUUACUAUGACAACGGUGGGCUACGGAGAUAUGUAUCCCAAGACACUUUGGGGUAAGCUUGUUGGGUCCGGUUGCGCUCUGUGCGGCGUACUAGCGAUUGCUCUGCCUGUGCCAGUCAUUGUCUCCAAUUUUGAUGCGAUUUACAAAAAGUACCGAAGCAGGAAGCUGAAGCAGCAAGGCUUACAAGACGCAGAAUACGACAAGUUGAGAAAACUGAGUGUCAUGUUUGGUUCUAGGAAGACGUCUGAAGCUGUAAUGAGCAAUGACUCCCAGAAUUCUCGAGAAAUCGAGCUUAAGUUACUGAAUGGAAAGGAUGUUGACAUUAGUGAUGAUAAUAAGAACGGAAAUGUUCUCCAAAGAGAAGAAGAGAAGGAGGAAGUCUCAGAGAGCUCGUGGCACCAAAGCUUGACAAAUGGAAACAAGAAGAUGAAAGACCUCGAAGGAGAGGCGGAGAAUCCUUCCGAGUUCCUAUCACUGCUUGAAGAUGACGAGUCGUCUUUCUCUAAGCUAGAUCAAACAAAUGUUUGAAAACGAGCUCAAGAUGAAAGUUAGCUUCAUUUUUCUCGUAAAUUCACUUUGUCGGAGAAUAUUAUUCCGAAGCGUUCUCUGUAUGAAUGGGGAGUACAAACAUUUUAAACAUCUACGAGUCUUCGCUGGCUUCCGCGGGCUUUUUAAAACACAAACAACAAUAACAACAACAACAACGACAAAAACGACAAAAACAACGACAAAAACAACUACUACGACUACAAAAGUAACACGACCGUGUCAACACCAAACUAAAGGACAGUUUCUAUGUUGACCUGGACAUCUAUAGUAUAGUUUUCCAGAAAAGGACAAUUUUGCACUACACUAACAUUGACAUUGCAGGCAAGCUAUUAUGUUUUUCGGUGAAAAAACAAUCAAUGAUAGUAUUUUUUUUUUGUGUGAAAACAAAAUUGCAGUUGUUAUUGAAAUCUCCAUGUUAUCUGGAAAUCUAAACAAACAGCCAAUGAAGAGUGUUCUACAAAAAGAGUAGUUUUGAAACGUGAUAAAAUAGUAUUUUUCUAUUUAUAUAUGACGCCUCGUUUUCUAUUCCAGCAAGAAUUUUGUAAAAUAAUUUAGCUCGCAGCACGAGGAAAUAAGAAUGUUUGACUUGACUGGUUUAAUUCCUUCUCUCCAUUUGGUGAAUAGGGCCAUUAGCAGUAGUGUGGAUAAUUUGCUUUCCAUGUAGUAUUACUAGGCGAUAAUUACUUGAAUUAGAGCUCUGGGUAAACUUUAGGUUUGGAACAGUUUUCAUUGCACAACGUUUGAAAAUUAAUGACCAUAAUUUGCAGCAACGGGGAGUGCAAUGCAAACGUCAAAUUUUUGUAACUGCGGGUGGUCAUUCUGAUGUAACAUUAAUUUAUGGAGUAUUUUGUAGCACAAGAACCGAAGAACACUAUUUUCUGAAUUGCGGAAUUUGAGUCUCGUAAUAAAAUGUCAGUUUUGAUA
Orbicella faveolata is the source of this 3894-nucleotide messenger RNA. Its product is annotated as shaker-related potassium channel tsha2-like. Gene Ontology annotation, cellular component: membrane; voltage-gated potassium channel complex. NCBI's taxonomy places the organism in Eukaryota, Metazoa, Cnidaria, Anthozoa, Scleractinia, Merulinidae. The record is from RefSeq and is a predicted model, not a curated record. Gene Ontology annotation, biological process: protein homooligomerization; action potential; potassium ion transmembrane transport. Gene Ontology annotation, molecular function: delayed rectifier potassium channel activity; protein binding.